AUGUCAUGUGGCCUGUGUUUUGGACCAUGGUGCGUACCUAUGCGCCCUAUGUCACAUUUCCUGUGGCCUUCGUGGUCGGGGCUGUGGGCUACCACCUGGAAUGGUUCAUCAGGGGAAAGGAUCCUCAGCCUGUGGAGGAGGAAAAGAGCAUCUCAGAGCGCCGAGAGGAUCGCAAGCUGGAUGAGCUGCUAGGCAAGGACCAUACCCAGGUGGUGAGCCUUAAGGACAAGCUGGAAUUUGCCCCUAAAGCUGUCCUGAACAGAAACCGCCCGGAGAAGAAUUAAUGGAGGACACUGUGACCAAUCCUGCUACCAUGUCCACCCAGCCCUAGAACAUACAUCUGAUUUGAUUUGCUGCUUAUUCUGGCACCUCCCAUCCCACAACCACAUAAGUACCAGCUGCUUCCUUAUGACCUGCACACCAGCAGCAGCUGAGGGUCAGCAAAGAGGAAAGUCCCAUCUCUUGAUGGGCCUUACGUAGGUUGCUGCUGGGAGAAGUGCUAUGAAAUGAACUCUGGCUUUCAGCCUCCCUGAGGGGGCAUUUUAGCCUUGAGUGGCAAUGGUUGGGAUUUGUGUGUUUCUUGUAAAAGGGGCACCUUUGAGCCUAAUCCCAAUUCACACAUCUGGUUCCCGAUCCUUUCCGGCUUAUUUUCCUGGUCAGCUGGGGGAUGAGGUUCCCUGGGGAAUGGAAGUGUUUGUGGUCAGAGGCUGGGGCUGUACCCCUUGGGGCAGGGGCAAGUGCGUGUGGUGAAUUUACUUGAAAACAGCGGCUUCCACCCCUCAUCACUGUGGAGUGAACUGUGAUUAAAGAGGCAUCUGCAAACCA
Dipodomys ordii (Ord's kangaroo rat) is the source of this 825-nucleotide messenger RNA. It is a transcript of the gene Smim12, whose product is annotated as small integral membrane protein 12. The coding region runs from base 6 to 284 and encodes 92 amino acids. The transcript has a single exon. NCBI's taxonomy places the organism in Eukaryota, Metazoa, Chordata, Mammalia, Rodentia, Heteromyidae. The record is from RefSeq and is a predicted model, not a curated record.